AUGGAGAUUACUGAUUUUGGAUUAUCUAAAGAGUACGGACAACUUGACUGGAGCUACUAUCCCACGUUAGACGAAAUCUACAAUUGGUUAGAUCUAAUUAUUAAAAAAUUGCCCAAAGUAGUUACCGGUUUUAAUAUCGGAACUUCAUAUGAAGGACGUCUAAUAAGGGGCGUAAAACUCUGCUUCAAAUCCAACCAAAAAGCAAUUUUUAUUGAAUCCAACAUUCAUGCAAGAGAAUGGAUAACAUCAGCUGCCUGUACUUAUUUAAUUCUUGAAUUAUUGUUUUCCAGAGAUCCUGACGUGCGUCAAAUGGCUAACAGACUUGACUGGUGGAUAGUACCGGUAUUAAAUGUUGAUGGAUUCGUUUAUUCACAUGAAAAGGAGCGAUUGUGGCGUAAGUCCAGAAGAUACGUAAACCCGAAUUGCAUGGGCGUCGAUUUAAAUCGUAAUUUCGAAUAUCAAUGGGGACGUAAGUUAUGUAUUAUUUUAACAUUUGAAAUAUAUUUCAAAUAAUGAUAACUUAUUACAGGCAUAAAACAUGAUCCUUGCUCAAACCAAUACGGUGGCAGUCAUCCUCUCUCUGAACCCGAAACUGAACAUUUAACCAAAUUUAUUAACAGUAAUAUUGCAGAAGGUACAAUUAAGAUUUAUAUAGCGUUACAUGCAGCUGCACAAGCAGUCCUUUUGCCUUGGUGUCAUACGAAAGAACUGCCUCCAGAUUACAAGCGACUGAUGUAUGUGGCCAAAGCUUUCGUUGAUGCUGCCUAUGUCCGAUUUUGCACUAAAUACAGAUACGGAACAAGUGCAAAUAUUUUAAGUAUGACAUAUAAGUACUGCGGCACAAGUAAAGAUUGGGCUUAUGCAGUGAAGGCAAUACCAAUGGCCUUCACGAUUGAAUUACCGGGUAGAGGUAGAAAGUCACCUUUUGAAUUACCAAAAAAAGCGAUUUUACGCGUUGGCUUAGAACUUGUGGAUGGGCUUAUUGGUAUGAUUGACGCUAUUAAAGCACUUGAAAUAAUUUAA
This is a messenger RNA of Glossina fuscipes, 1023 nucleotides long. Its product is annotated as zinc carboxypeptidase-like. Lineage: Eukaryota; Metazoa; Arthropoda; Insecta; Diptera; Glossinidae. The record is from RefSeq and is a predicted model, not a curated record. Gene Ontology annotation, biological process: proteolysis. Gene Ontology annotation, molecular function: metallocarboxypeptidase activity; zinc ion binding. The transcript is spliced from 3 exons.